AUGAAGAAUGAAGAGUGCCCUGCCCCAGCAAGCACCUACUCCUAUCAAAAUGAAAAGCGUGACUUUACUUUACUAAACAAGCAAGAAAGCCCUUUCUAUCUUAUUAAAGGAGUAUCUGACGAUACCCUGCAAUCAAAGUCAAAUAGCUUCGAGCCUAUCUAUACUAUAGUAAGGGGACCUUUCAAUAAGGUUCGCGCUAGGCGUUCACGUUUUUUGGCUUUCCUAAAAUCGAGAAUUUUGAAGUUGGUAAAGACCACCCCCUGUUUCAGUCAGAAUGAGUCCCGGGACCCCGGGAUUGGCUUCCGCCAACAGUGA
Beta vulgaris subsp. vulgaris (sugar beet) is the source of this 315-nucleotide messenger RNA. The record is from the annotation of a RefSeq genome assembly. NCBI's taxonomy places the organism in Eukaryota, Viridiplantae, Streptophyta, Magnoliopsida, Caryophyllales, Amaranthaceae.